AACAUAUAUUCGCGUACCUCUUUGCACAUGCUGAUACGUAUGAGACCAAACAAACAUGUUUUUAUUUACAAUUCGUUGAACUACGCGGAAAAUUCACCUUUGCUGCCUGUAGUUGAAAUGUUUCCACAUGUGGAAUAUUGGUAAAGCGCAGAUAUAGUCGGUUUAUUUUAGUCGGUAAGUUUUAGCGGUUUUUUUAAAUUUUAUCAAAGUACAGUGUGAGAAAAAUCUUUGAAAUCUUCAAAAAACUUUGUGUGAAGAACAGCAGCAAAAUAGAAAUCUCCCCAAAAAAAUGAUUAAUCUACAUUUUUUCAAGAGGCAUUUAUGGGAUUUCCAUUUCAAUAAACUGUACUUCAACCAACCGAAAAUAUCCGCGAAAACACAAAGAGGAUUUUAGCGGCCAAGUUCAGUUACUUGAAAAUAGAUCAGACUUUUUUUCCUGUUUCCCAAAAUAAAGGCGCAAAGAAAAAACACCUUGAAAGCUUGCGCAUGAGAUUGCCCACGUCUGAAUUGAUAGAGCGGGACGCGUUGCAAAAUCAAUACGGUAGAAAGUGACAGAGAUCGGAAAACUGUGCAGCCCGAAUAACAGCGAGUGCAACGAGAACAGCAUUAUUAAAACUACAACAGUAGAGUGAAGGAAAGAGCGACGAAAACAUGAUCGGGCAUUGUUGCCGCUAACACUGUGAAAGAAGGAAACGUGAUUUGCAAAAUUAAAGGCAGUCUAAUGGCCAAUGGCAAUCAGUAUCUCAGCUGUUAAAAGGGGUGACUGACAUUAGUUUUGACGUCGAACACAGACAGGAAAUUUUUUUGUGAUUAUUUCAGGAAUUGUGGUUAUUGUUAGACAAAUUGCCAACACAGUUUAAGAAGUAAUCAGCCACAAAAUACCUGAAUCCGAGAAAAAAUGAGCGAGCUCAGCCAAGAGGAGAUUCGCCGACGCCGUUUGGCCCGUCUGGCCGCUUUGGAAAAUGGUUCUCCCUCGAAUUCCAUAUCUCCGCCCAUCACGCCGAUUUCUCAAUCGCCUAUGUCCACCACGCAAGGACCAAGUCCACCUAUAUUCGACUCUCAAGGAAACUCAUUGGAUAAUAAAUUCUUCUCACCUGGUGCCGUUGCAGCUCAGGGACUGAAGAAAGAUAAUAGUCUCGGAGCAUUGGGUUCGGACUUAAAAGUUCGAACAGAUAGUGAGGGCGUGUUUAAAGAGCCCUCGAAGCCUAUAGACAUUCAACUACCAUCAAGUUCCAAACAAAGAACUAGAGCACCUCCGGUGAGAAGCGAUUCGGAAACAAGUUCAAUACAUAUGGAAGUGGAUGAAGUAAGUGGAUGUGCUGAUAAGUUGGCCGGAAAUACCGAUAUAGAUUCUGGAUUUGAAAAUAUGGAAUCAACACCUGUCUUUCAGGUUGACGAAUCAGACCUGCUAAAGAAAGACGUCCACCGACAGCGCACCAGUUCUUCUUCAACAGAAUUAAAUGUAGAACAACUUCAAGAAACAAUUGCCCGAAUACUUCUAGUCUCAUUCACUAGAACGUCCACAACACGAGUAUUCCUCCCUCUGUCUGCGGAGCUUGUUAAAGAAACUCCACAAUUAAGCAUUCGAGAUCUUACAUCGACUGCCAUUAUGGAAAUAUUGUCGAUGAUUAAGAAAGGGAACGAUCCGUUUGCGAGUAUUACGCCACUCAAUCAAGAUAUUACCGAUACAUACAGCUUACACUCAGGCUCAGUGAGUCCGGUGCAAAGUAGUCCGAGUUCCAGCGAGAUGCAAUGUCCAGUUCCAGCUUUGAUUAUGAGAGAGAAAAUUGAAAAUGAAACUCCUAUUAAAUUGGCAAUAGAUUUCCUCAUGGAUUCUUAUAACAGAGUAGCUCAAGAAGAAAGAAAUCAUCCUAAAAGAUCCAGCAUUCCACCCCUAAGUGAUGUUUUGAUCGAAAUAAGAGCUCAGCUUAUUCAAUACACCACUUUGGUCGUUCAGGGUAUUAUAGUACCAAAAACCGAAGAUGCGGAUGAAAAGUCGCCGCUUCUCAAUUCUAUAGUUCAUCAAACAUUUCCUAGAGGGUUUUUGAUUGAGCUGGUAACGCGUACACAUACAAGCCCUGAGCUAUUUAGCAAAGUGUUCUCUCCAAUACUACAAGGCAUAUUGAGAUUAAUGCGAAGUUCUUGUAUGGUUGACGAUCAGCAUAGUUACACCUACAGGUUGCCGCUGCAAGCUUUGUUUGAAUUAGCUGACAUCAGGUGUGGCAAUAGGCCUAUAUGUAGUCUGAUUGUAAAACAGCCGCAGUUUAAUUUAGCUGAACCUCUUACAAAUGCCGGUGGCCGCGAAAUGUCCUUGUUGUCGUUUUUGGGACCUUUCUUGGAUAUUUCUGUAUUUGCUGAAGAUCAACCCAAAGUGGCAGAAAAAUUGUUUUCAGGAAAUUCGAUAAAUGACAACACUUUAAAAAUGGGAUUGCAACUUGAAGUAGAACAUAUUCGUAACACUCUUCAUAGAAUAUUCCACUACUUACUUGCAAACCAAGACAGUAGAGAUAGUUGUUUGAAUUACAUACAAACCGUAUUAAAACGUAAUGAAAAGCGAGCUCAACUUGCAAUGGAGGAACGUCAACUAGCAGGAGAUGGUUUUAUGUUGAAUCUUUUGAGUGUUUUACAGAAUUUAUCUCUGAAGAUAAAAUUUAAUAAAAUGGAUAUGAUGUACCCUUUCCACCCAAACACAAUGAUUGUCAUACAAAACGAAACGAGGCUGAAAUUUUCAUCUCAAGAAGUAGCCGAUUGGCUUCAAGAAUUUAACAAAUCAUACGAAUUCCAUUCACCUAAUUUUUCCACCACCUGUUGGUUCCUAACGUUAUACUGCCAUCAUUUGUCGAUAUUACCAGCUAUUCAAAAGUAUCAACGUAGACUUAGGGCGAUUCGUGACCUGCAAAAACUGGUUGAUGAGACCACAGCUUCAGAAGCUCAAUGGAAAAACACUGCUUUCGCUAGCAGGAAUAAACAGUUUAUUAAAAGAUGGAAGCAACAAUUGAAGAAACUCAACAAAUCGAAAGCUUGUGCAGAUGCAGGCUUGUUAGAUUAUAACUUAAUUCGUCGCACUUUAAUUUUUUACACGUCGGUGAGCGAGUACUUGUUGAGUUUAAUGACUGGAGCCGCUCCGAGAUCUGCUGUUCCAGAUUUGCCACUGCCUCCACCACAAUCUCCCGCGUACUAUGCAAUGCCCGAGUGGUACGUCGAGGAUAUAGCGGAAUUCUUAUUAUUCGCUUUGCAAUACUUCCCUAGUGUAAUUGCCGAGAACACUGAAGAUACACUAAUCAGCUGGCUGUUAGUGACAGUGUGUUCUUCACAUAUGGUUAAAAAUCCGUAUCUCGUUGCCAAACUGAUCGAAGUGAUAUUUGUGAUAAUUCCCAGCAUUCAACCACGGUGUGAGCCCCUUUACAUUAGGUUAAUGUCCCAUCAUAUUACCUGCACAGUUUUGCCUAGUUCUUUAAUGAAAUUUUAUACAGAUGUGGAAACUACCGGUUCCAGUUCAGAGUUUUACGAUAAAUUUUCUAUUAGGUACCACAUAAGUGUUAUUAUUAAAGGUAUGUGGGGUUCCCCAGUUCAUCGACAAGCUGUGGUCGAUGAAUCAAAAAGCGGCAAUCAGUUUGUUAAAUUUAUUAACAUGCUAAUGAACGAUACGACAUUUUUACUAGACGAGUCCUUGGAAUCUUUGAAAAGAAUUCACGAUAUUCAGUUACUGAUAGCCGAUGAUGAUAAAUGGUCAAAAAUGCCCCAGGAUCAACAACAAAGUCGUAUAAGACAAUUGACUGCUGAUGAGAGACAAUGUCGCUCCUAUUUAACAUUAGCACGUGAGACGGUUGAUAUGUUCCACUAUUUGACUGUUGAUAUCAAAGAGCCGUUUUUGAGACCGGAAUUGGCCGGCAGAUUGGCAUCUAUGCUCAAUUUCAACCUUCAGCAGUUGUGCGGGCGCAAGUAUAAAGAUUUGAAGGUUGAAAAUCCUGACAAAUAUGGUUGGGAGCCGCGAAGACUCUUAAGUCAAUUAAUUGACAUAUAUUUGCACUUAGACUGUGAUACUUUUGCUGAGGCACUCGCCAGCGACGAGAGAUCCUUCAGCCGACAACUUUUUACUGACGCUGCUUCCAUUAUGGAACGGGUUUCCAUCAAGACUGCAGUAGAGAGCGAACAAUUCAGAGAAUUAGCUGAAAAAGCCUGCCGAGUAGUUGAACGCAACCAGAAAUCUGAUGAAUUGCAUGAAGAUGCUCCAGAUGAAUUUAAAGACCCUUUAAUGGAUACGUUGAUGACAGACCCGGUUCUGCUACCAAGCGGACAAAUCAUGGAUCGAGCUGUUAUUAUGAGACAUUUAUUAAAUAGUAAUACAGAUCCAUUUAAUAGACAGCCCCUAACCGAGGAUAUGCUGUUACCUGUACAUGAUCUCAAAGAAAAAAUUCGAAUAUGGAGGUCUGAGAAAUCCAAAUCAGGCAUGAACUGAAAUUCUGUCCCAGCCGCUAGGACUCGGUAUGAACAUGUAAUUCCUAUUUUGUGGUAAAAUCAAAAUUCAGUAUGUCGUAUAGAUUAAUUACAUUAUGUAAAUUUGGUCUAUUGAUUUUAUAUUUUUUAUAUUGCAAUGGUUUGUAGGGUGUAGUUUAUUUGUUAUUACGGCAGAUUAUCUUCUGUUCGGCUGUGGAAAGGACAACUUUUUCGUCAGCAUAUUUUCCACGACGUUUAAUCACAAUUGAUUUCAAUUUUACGUAUUGUUUAAAAUUGAAUUUAAUUACGUUGUUGUACAGCUCGUUCUAUUAAUAAAAAAAAAGAGCAAAAGAUAACAGUUCCAGAUCAUGUAAAACAGAAGGAUUGUAUUCCUGGUUCGAUUAGCAUUUUUAUUACAAUUUAACUGCCUUAAAUUGCUAAUAUAAAUUUGUAAUCAACAUACUGUUGACUAACAUGAAAUUUGAAGCGGAAGUAAGUGAGGACAUCCAAAAAUCUAAAUGUAAUAUGUCUUUUGUUCAAGUAUGUGAAAUGAAUUGUCGAUUUCAUAUUACAUAAACAAGUUGCAAAAUUAUGUUCGUGUUUCUGCCUAUAUACAAAUUUUCAGAACUGAUUAAUAGAACGACUUUUAUGUAUAUAAAAGUAAUCUGAAAUUGUUUUAUUGAAGAAAUCAUUACCUAAAAAAAAUAGGCUGAAUAUAUAAUACUUUCAAAUAACCCAUAUGAUACAAUCAAGGCUGAUAAAUAUAGAUCUCACUUAAUACACAAUAAAUUUUAGAUUGUC
Molecule: messenger RNA, 5238 nt
Organism: Dendroctonus ponderosae (mountain pine beetle)
Lineage: Eukaryota; Metazoa; Arthropoda; Insecta; Coleoptera; Curculionidae
Gene: Ube4B
Product: ubiquitin conjugation factor E4 B
Exons: 19
Coding region: 899-4459 (1186 amino acids)
Biological process (GO): protein polyubiquitination
Cellular component (GO): cytoplasm; ubiquitin ligase complex; nucleus
Molecular function (GO): ubiquitin-ubiquitin ligase activity
Source: RefSeq, a predicted model, not a curated record